Molecule: messenger RNA, 5914 nt
Organism: Blepharisma stoltei
Lineage: Eukaryota; Ciliophora; Heterotrichea; Heterotrichida; Blepharismidae
Source: the annotation of a GenBank genome assembly
AUGAUGGAACUUCAGGACAUCAAGUUUUCUCAUACAACGAAUACCUCGUCAUAUUUCCCUCUUUAUUCUUUAGAGCACUCUUUUCUGUCGAGCUUAUUUUUUACUUGAGUAAAGCCUAUUCUUGCAUGAAAAGAUAAAUCUAAUAUAAAAAUUGAAGAUACGUAUCCAUUGCCAGAUGAGGAAUACUCCGAAAGGGAAACACUUUCAGAUUUAUUAAAAAAGCAUAAGCUUGCUAGAGCCUUAUUUACUGCUCAUUUAGGCUUGAUUUUUAAAACAAUUUUCUUACUCCCCCCUUAAAUUUGGAACAAAAUUUAAUUUUAUAAUAAAAAUUAUAUAUAAUAAUAUCUCAAAAGUUUUGAUAUAAGUUAAAUGUUUCUUCUUAACUAAAAUUAAAAAUUUAGUUAUAUCUUGCUCUUGUUUAAAGAAGAGAGUAUAAAGAGCAUCUUAUUUAAAUAAAUUUAUUAUCCUUAAUUGUAAAUUUUAAAACAAAAAUUAUUUUUUUUUUUAAAAUUUAUCAAAAAAAAUUUUUAUUUUUUUGGAUAAAAAUGAUAUUUUUUAUUUAAAUAGUUUUGAUAUAAAUUCAAUAGGAAUUCUUUAUAAAAUUUCAAAAUUUUAGUUAUUUCUUGCUAUAUUUUAAAGAAUAGAGUAUAAAUAACAUCUUAUUUAAACAAAAUUAGCACUUUGAUCGAUAAAUUUUCUAAAUUCUUUUUUUUGAAUUUUUUUUAUCAAUAAAAAUAAUAAUUUUUGUGUAAAUAAUUUUGAUACCAAUUAAUAGUGGCGUAUUAGCUAAUAAUAAAAAUUUUAGUUAUAUCUUGCUUUUUUUUAAGGGAUAAAGAGUAAAUAGCGUUUUAUUAAACAAAUUUAUUGAUCUAAUUCGAUAAGUUUUUGAAUUUUUUUUUUUUAUAAAAAUUUUAUAUUGAUAUUUUUAAAAAAAAAAAUUAACCCCCCUUUAAAUUGGAACAAAAUUUUUUGUUCCAAUUUAAAGGGGGGGAGUUAAGGCUUAUUAUCUCUUCCUUUGAAUUUGCUGGCCCUAUAUUUAUUCAACUAUUAAUUGCUUAUAUCCUAUCGAACGAUAAAUCUUUAUCUUAUGGUUUAUUUUUAGCAUUAUUUUUUUCAAUCAUUGUGCUUUCUACUAGAAUUUUAGUAGUAAAAUAUACUUGGCUUUGUAAAAUUCUUGAAAUUCGAGUGAAAAAUUCUAUUUGCAGUGUGGUUUAUCAAAAGGUCUUAAAAGUUUCAUCUGUUCCUGAAGGCUUGGGGGUAAAUCUCUUACAAAUUGACACAAAAAAGAUUUUUGAAUGUCUUCCUCAUUUAAGUGUCCUAAUAGUUAGUCCGCUACAAAUGGCACUUUCUAUAUAUUUAAUACAAAAACAAGUAGGUGAAGCAGUUUAUGCUGCUCUUAUAACUCUUAUUAUAUAGUUCAUACACGCUAUUGAUCUUCAUCAUCGAAAAUAUAGCCGUUCUAAUGGAUUUUAUUUAUUAAAUAUUUUUGAUCAGAUCCCUCAUUAUUUGAAGAAAUAUUUUAAUUGUUAAUUAAAAUUUCAUUAGUCUCAAAUAGAUUCGUUUACUUGCUAACUUUCAAAUCAUUUUUGACAUGCCACUUAAACCCCAAAACUGAGCCCCUGCAAUUUUUGCCACGACUAGCCAUUUUAAAAAUGGGGCAAGAGAAGACCAUUUUUGGCUUUAUCGCUGAAUCAUUAGCAUUUAAUAAUUAAAUAUUUUCAAAUAAUGUGAUGCCAUGUUUAAGAUUCAUAAGGAGCGAAGUUAAUUAAAACUGCUACAUUUAAUGAAUACGAUCAAUAUCAGUGCAAGAUCUAUAUGUGUUUUACUCAACUACAUCAUAGCUUCAAAACUAAAAAAGUAUUCCGCAAGCAUAAUGACUAUAAGAGAUAAAAGAAUUGAAAUGUCGACACAACUGCUGAGCAAUAUAAAAAUGAUUAAAGCUUACUGUUGAGAAAAAUACUUUCAAGGGCAAAUUCGUGGGAUAAGAAACAAGGAGCUAUCAUUUUUAAGGUUUUUAAUGUUUUUAUAUGCAACUGCUUAUUUCUUUUAUUGGACUAUUCCAAGCUUGACAACGGGCUCUGUUUUUGUAUAUUAUACAGAAAUUAUGGGGAAAACUUUAACAUCUGAAGAAGCGUUUGUGACUCUAAUCACACUGACUAUUCUGCAGGAUUCUUUACAAGAUGUCCCUUAUUUAAUAGCAGAACUGUUAAUGUGCUUUGUGAGUAUUAAAAGAAUGCAAAAAUUACUAGAUGUUCCAGACUUAGAAGAUUUGCCAAUUGGAAAUACAAUAACUAUGAAGAACUGCUCAUUCUCAUAUGGUGAAGCAAAUGUUUUGAAUAAUAUGAAUUUAGAAAUAAACAAAGGAGAAUUUUUGGCAGUUAUCGGAGCAGUCGGAAGUGGGAAAUCUUCAUUUCUAAAUAGUUUGAUGGGAGAAAUGAAGAUAAAUGCAGGAGAAAUUACAGUGUCUGAUAAUAUCGCUUUUGUCCCUUCUCUUGAUUCUUGGCUUCAAAAUGACUCCCUUAAAAAUAAUAUCCCUUUUAAACUGAUUUAUUGGUGAUUUUUAUUAAUUGUGAUUUAGAAAUAGAAUUUUUAAUAUUCAUUAAAUCUCUAGACCUUUGCUAAAGCAUACAAACAGAGAAUAUUUUAUUUGGGAAAACUUAUAUAGAAAAAUGGUAUAAAUCUGUGAUUGAAGCUUGCUCUCUAGUCCAGGAUAUAAAUUCGUUACCAGAUAAAGAUCUUACAGAAAUAGGAGGGAAAGGAAUCAACUUAAGUGGUGGGCAAAAAGCGAGAAUUUGUCUUGCUAGAGCUGUGUAUGCGGAUAAAGAAGUGUACUUAUUAGAUGACCCUUUAAGUUCUGUGGACUCUGAUGUAGCUGAGAGCAUUAUGAAUAAAUGUUUCUUAGGCCUGCUUUCCUCAAAAACAAGAAUUUUAAUAACGCAUCGUUUGGAUAUUCUCAAUAAAGUAGAUAGAAUAGCUAUGCUCGAAAAUGGAACUGUAAAGCAAAUUGUUACUACAGAAAAGUUGCAAUUCACUGACUCCCCCCCCUUUAAAUUGGAACAAAAAAUUUUGUUCCAGUUUAAAAGGUGGGUUAAAAAAAAAAAACAUUUUCAAAAAUUUAUCGAAUUAGAUUAAUAAAUUUGUUUAAUAAAAUGCUAUUUACUCUAUAUCCUUUAAGACAAAGCAAGAUAUAACAAAAUUUUGUAUUAUUAAUUAAUACGCCGUUAUUAAUUGGUAUCAAAACUAUUUACACAAAAAUUAUUAUUUUUAUUGAUAAAAAAAAAAUUAAAAAACAAUUUUAGAAAAUUUAUCGAUCAAAGUGCUAAUUUUGUUUAAAUAAGAUGUUAUUUAUACUCUAUUGUUUAAAAUAAAAGCAAGAAAUAACUAAAUUUUCAAUUUUUAUAAAGAAUUCGCAUUGAAUUUAUAUCUAAAUUAUUUAAAUAAAAAAUAUUUACUUUUAUCUAAAAAAUAAAAUUUUUUUUGAAAAAUUUUUAAAAAAACAAAAAUUAAAUGUUGUUAAAAUUUAGCAAUUAAGGAUAAUAAAUUUAUUUAAAUAAGAUGCUCUUUAUACUCUCUUCUUUAAACAAGAGCAAGAUACAACUAAAUUUUUAAUUUUAGUUAAGAAGAAACGUUUAACUUAUAUCAAAACUUUUUACAUAAAAAAUAUGAUUUUUAUAUAUAUAAAAUUUUUAUUAUAAAAUUAAAUUUUGUUCAAAUUUAAAGGGGGGUUAAUUUACCAAAAAAGUGGAAAUUUUACCUAUAUUUUGUUCCAAUUUAAAGGGGGGGAGUGAGAGCUUCGUUAAUCGCUCUGAAGUGUCUUUAGAAGAAAUUUCCAACUCUCAAAACAGACUGAUAGCAGAAGAAAAAAAAGAAAUUGGUAGGGUUGACCCUAAAAUUUACAAAACUUAUUUUAAUUUUUCUGGUGGAUAUUGCAUGCUGAUAACAGCAUUUAUAGCAAUGUCAUUAUGGGCAUCCACAAAAAUGAUAGCAGACAUCGUCUUAAAAAAUUGGACAACUGAAUCUUUAGAUGCUUCUAAAUAUCUUUACUGGUAUCUUUUAUUGCGAGUCGGCGGGAGUCUUUUUGUCUAUGUCAGAUCGCUUUCUAUGCUGGUUUUUCUUGGAAUUAGAGCAUCUAAGAAAAUUCAUGAGAAAAUGAUAAUUUCCUUUAUAAAAGCGCCGGUGAACCUGUUUUAUGAUGUAACUCCAUUGGGUAGGCUGCUAAAUAGGCUUAGUAAAGAUAUGAAUAUUAUAGAUGAAGCUAUAGCUAGAAACAUAGGCAGCCUAAUUGCAGAAAUAUGCAGUGCUGUCUCAAAAUUGGUAUUGAUUAUCAUCUAUUUUCCAAUUACUAUUCCUUUAAUGGCACCAUUAAUUUAUUUUUCAAAUAAAGUGAAAAAUGAAUUUUUAGGUAUUGCUAUUGAAUUAACAAGACUUGAGGCGAACUCAAGGUCUCCUAUUUUAAAUCAUUUUGGAGAAACUAUCACAGGUGCAAAAAUAAUCAGAACUUUUAAACAAAAAGAAAAUUUUCUUGCAAAAAAUUAUAAGCUGCUGAAUCAAAAUUCAAGGGUUCAGUACUCUUUGGGGGCUUGCAAAUGCUGAAUGACUGUAAGUUUAGGGAUUUUGAGUUCUCUUGUUACUUGUAUCGUGGCUGUACUUAUUGUUGUGUGAGAUGAUAUAUCGCCUGGAGUAAUUGGAAUUACCCUAACUUAUAUAUUUUCUCUGUCAGAAGGAGUCACAUAUUUUAUUGGAAUGCUUGCAGACACUGAAAAUAGUGCAAUUUCUGUGGAAAGAGCAGCUCAGUAUAUAAAUAUUGCUAAUUCCCUCCCUCUGUGAGCGAACAAAAACAUUUUGUUCGCUCACGGAGUGGGGUUAAUUUUUUUUUAAAAAAUUUAAAUAUAAAUUUUAUAGAAAUUUUUUUUGUUGAAAAUUAAUUCGCAAAAAUUGGAAAGCAAAUAUUAAUCUAAUUUAUAAAAUUUAUGUUUUAAACGCAAUUUGUUUAAAAUUAAACAGAAUUAGCUAUAGAUUUCAUUAUACUAAUUAUCACUUAUGUAUCAAAAUUUUUUUUCAUCAAAAAUUUUUGCUCGCUCAUGGAGGGUGGGUUUUUGGGCAAAAAAUAGGGAUUUUUCUAAUGGUUUUGUUUGCUCACGGAGGGGGGAGUAAGGAAAGUAGCUUUCAAACUGACAUAAAAUUGCAAAAUUGGCCAAAUAAUCCCUCUAUAGAGUUUAGGAAUGUUGAAAUGAGAUAUCGCCCAAACUCUCCAAUAGUACUUAAAGAUCUUUCCUUUUCUAUUUCAGGUGGCCAAAAAAUAGGAUUAAUUGGCAGAACAGGAAGUGGAAAAUCAUCAAUUUUCUUAUGCCUGCUUAGACUUGUAGAAAUAUCUUCAGGCUCUAUUUUUAUAGAUGGAAUCAAUAUAGCUCAAAUAAGUUUACAAAAGUUAAGGUCAGCUUUAACCUUAGUCCCACAAGAUCCGCUUGUAUUUUCUGGGACUCUCAAAGACAAUCUCGACCCUACACAUGCAAAAACUGAUGCAGAAAUUUCUCAAGCAUUAGACAAUGUCGGCUUGUCAAGAUUUUUAAUUGAUUUCCAAGUAAAAAAUGAUGGGCUUAAUUUGUCAGUGGGUGAACGUCAAUUAAUAAGCUUAGGAAGAGCAAUGCUAAGCCACACAAAAAUUAUUUUAUUUGAUGAAGCAACUGCUGGAAUUGAUCAUGAAACUGACAGUCAAAUCCAAAGACUUAUUCAAACAAAAUUUUUUGGAUGCACUGUGCUUAUGAUUGCUCAUAGAAUCGGAACAAUUAUGAAUAGCAACUUAAUUAUUGUUAUGCAUGAUGGAAAAUGUAAAGAAAUUGACACGCCUCAAAGCUUACAAACAAGAAAUUCACUAUUCAAAGAUAUGAAACUCAAAAAUCAACAACACAAAUAA